AUGCAAGACAGAGUUUGGUUGGUCACCGGGGCUACUUCAGACAUUGGACGUGAAAUUGCCCUCCAUGCCUUGCAGCGUGGUGAUACUGUUGUGGCGGCAGGACGCAGACCGGAGGCGCUUCAAGACCUGGCUCGAAUGGGAUGCAAAAUUCUAGUUCUAGAUAUAACAUCCUCAGCCGAAGAGUUCAAUCAUACUGUGGAAGAUGUCACAAAGAAGGUGGGAAGGAUAGAAAUGUUGAUUAACGCUGCUGGUUUCCUUCUUGAGGGCUGCAUGGAAGAAACAAGCGACCGUGAACUUCUCCAAGUUUACAGUACCAAUUUGUUCGGGCUGCUUAGGCUUAGGGUUGCCGUCCUGCCUCAGAUGCGAUCCAGACGGCAGGGCGUCAUUGCCAACGUCGCCAGAAUCGGCGCCCUUCAAGUCGCCAUUGGAGCCGGUGUUUUCUGUUCGUCGAAAGCAGCAAUGACCUGUGCCACCGAGGCGCUGCAUGCCGAGACCUCUCCAUUGGGCAUCAACGUGUGCUCGAUCCAACUCGGUCACUUCAGAACAGCAUUCCUGAGCCCCGGACCCAGGCUUAAAACGCAGAUUACUCUGGCGGACUGUGAUGUUUUCAUGGAGUCAACAAGGAAGAUAUUCGACGACUUUGACGGCUCACAACAGGGAGAUUCCAAGGAAGCUGGUCGUGUGAUCGUGGAAGUUCUCAUCCAGAGCGAACGCGCUGAAGGUAGAUGCAUUCCCGGCUGCUUAGCUGUAGGAUCAGACGUUGCGGCAGCAACAGAGAAAGUCCAAUCAUCGCGAGAGGUGGAGAUGAAAGCUUGGGCACUUCUGUCUCAUUCGACAGACCUGACUGGUUCCUGA
Molecule: messenger RNA, 855 nt
Organism: Endocarpon pusillum Z07020
Lineage: Eukaryota; Fungi; Ascomycota; Eurotiomycetes; Verrucariales; Verrucariaceae
Exons: 2
Coding region: 1-855 (284 amino acids)
Source: RefSeq, a predicted model, not a curated record